AAAAUGGCCGACAAAAAGGAAAUGCUCUCUAGCACUGUAGAAGAGCCCCUUGAUCUGAUCAAACUCAGUCUCGACGAAAGAGUAUAUGUGAAAAUGCGAAACGAUAGGGAGAUUCGUGGUCGUCUUCAUGCCUACGAUCAACACCUCAAUAUGAUUCUGUCCAAUGUUGAAGAAACAGUGACAACAUCAGAAGUAGACGAGGAGUCAUUCGAAGAGAUCUAUCGGCAGACGAAGAGAACAAUUCCAAUGCUAUAUGUACGUGGCGAUUCUGUUAUUCUUGUAUCGCCACCUGUCCGUGCGUCCUAA
This is a messenger RNA of Haemonchus placei, 306 nucleotides long. NCBI's taxonomy places the organism in Eukaryota, Metazoa, Nematoda, Chromadorea, Rhabditida, Trichostrongylidae. The record is from the annotation of a GenBank genome assembly.